This is a messenger RNA of Sclerotinia trifoliorum, 1331 nucleotides long. The record is from the annotation of a GenBank genome assembly. NCBI's taxonomy places the organism in Eukaryota, Fungi, Ascomycota, Leotiomycetes, Helotiales, Sclerotiniaceae.
CCUAAAUAAUAUCUCCAACUCGACAAUAUAAUUACAUUUACACUUAUGCUUACAAUUACAAUUAGACUUCACAAUCACGAUCAAAUUCCAAAUCUAUUGUAAGCAACACUCUAGAAUAAUCGCCUGCACAAGCAUCUACUGCAUUGCGAAAUCUUUAUAUUCUAUCGGAAUCGCGCGAUUGUCGAACCCCCACAAUGUCCAUAACCAUCACAACCACCACAGCCCCUUCAUUCCUCAACCUUCCUUCCGAGCUCCGCCUCAAAAUAUGGUCUAACCUUCUCCCCGGCCCUCGUACCCUUCCAAUCCGCUAUUCUCGAGUCAAUAAAUCCUAUUUUACUCUUAUCCCCCCUUCAAUCCUCCUAUCCAUCUCCUCCGAAACCCGUACUCUAUUCCUCGAACACUAUGUCCUCCUCAAUCUCAAUCCCUCCUACAACUCCACAAUAUACAUAAAUUUCUCCCUGGACACGCUUUGUUUUGAUCACGAAGAAUGUUCAGCGGUAGGAGAUUUGGCUUUGGAUUUUAAGAAUUGUCCGCAGAGCAGUUUAAUUCAACGGGUGGAUAUCGAUGUGCACUUAUGGGAGAUCUUAAGGUUAUUUCGAUUCGAUGCUCUUUCAGAGAUUAAAUAUUUACAUGGGUUGCGGAAUUUGACGUUGUUUAUGAGGCGGUAUGAGGAGGAGCAGCAGUGUUAUGGAGAAGCUUUUGAGAGGAGUAGAUUGGCGAGGAGUAGGGAAUUGCUGGCUGGCAGGAUGUUGUUUGAGGGACAAACGACGGACAGAGAAAUUUCCCAGUGUCAGUGGUAUGUACAGAUGGUAAAGUGGGAGGUGGAACAUGGCGAGGAUGAGUGGAUUAAAGGGAAACCGAGUGUGCAGAUGUGGAUAAUAUGAGGGGAAGGAGUUUCAUAUGACGAACACGAAUAAUGGAAUUGGAAAUUUCUCCAAUGGAGCUCCGCGUCUGGACGUUCACCUCAUCACCGGGUCGUCCGAUUGCGUGCUGUAGCAUUCUCGUGUUUGCUUUAACCCAUUACUUCCUGGAUUGAUGAUAUCUAUGUUAUUAUCACGGACGGCAUUCAUUUUGGGUAAAUUGGACUCACAAAGUACGAGAGGGCUUGUUUGAAUAAUGUUUAUCUAAUAGAGGAUGACUUGAUAGAAGUGAGCGCUGGGUGUGGUGUCCUAGUGGACACCUAUAAACAUGGCCUUCAGCUCAAUUCCAUGUAUAGUAAGACCUCAUUAUACGGAGCUAAAAGUUUUGUUUAAUUAAAAUUCGGUAUCAAGAGAUAUCUGAAAGAUAUUCAACAGCAAUAUUAAUAUUGUAUAAUGAUCUAAGUUUCAAUU